This is a messenger RNA of Beta vulgaris subsp. vulgaris (sugar beet), 1206 nucleotides long. RefSeq lists its product as uncharacterized. Gene Ontology annotation, molecular function: structural constituent of ribosome. Lineage: Eukaryota; Viridiplantae; Streptophyta; Magnoliopsida; Caryophyllales; Amaranthaceae. Gene Ontology annotation, cellular component: ribosome. Gene Ontology annotation, biological process: translation. The record is from RefSeq and is a predicted model, not a curated record. The transcript has 2 exons. Bases 264 to 833 code for a protein of 189 amino acids.
UGUUUUAAGACUUGAAUCGAUUACUUGGGCUUUCUCAGUCAAAAACUCCAUCCAUUGUUCGUUUCACUCACACACUCCAAUUGAAAUCUGAAAUUUCGUAUUUUCUCUCUCCUCUUCCUCUUCCUCGUGCUCGUGCUCGAAUUGCAGAAGCUCGUUCCAGAUAACAGGAUAUUGAUCAAGAUCAGCUCUGUUUGCAAUUACCAGGAGGCAACUUUUGUUAUUGAGAAGAAUUUAUCUUGCUUUCCUUAAUUCUCUUUUGAAAUAUGCAUCUCAUUAGGCAUUUAAGAAACAUACAUGUAAAGCGUAUCUUUCAAGAAAAAUAUGUCCUUUCUCAAGUUCGCUGUCUCCAAACCGACAUAGCUCAGAAGACCAAGCCUAAGAAGUACAAGUAUCCCUCCGUCUAUGAGCCAUAUGGGACGAGACCACCACCCUCAGAAAAAGUCUCUCUGCUGGCCGAACAAAUUGUAACCCUAACUGCAGAAGAACGGGCUCAAAUUGGUCCAGCACUAAGAGAGAUACUCAAACAUCCCGAGUUAGAGAAGAUUUCAACAGAAGGGUUAGACUUGGGUGCCCCAGCUGGUGGAGCUGCCGCUCAGGCUGAGGAGAAGAAGGAAGAAAGAACGGCAUUUGAUGUGAAGUUGGAGAAGUUUGACACUGCUUCCAAGAUCAAGGUGAUCAAAGAAGUUAGAGCUUUGACCAACCUGGGCUUGAAGGAAGCUAAGGAUCUAGUGGAGAAAGCACCAGUAAUACUUAAACAAGGGGUGACAAAAGAAGAGGCAGCUGGUAUUAUUGAGAAGAUAAAGGCUGCUGGAGGAGCUGCAGUUAUAGAGUGAAAUUAAAUGAAGAAAGAAAGUGGACUCUGAUUUAUGGAUAGUUUUCGAGUUUCUACUGUUUCUCUGCUCCUAAAAGUGUUUCUUGCUAGGAUCCAACUAUCAGGGUAUUUUCACAUGUUACUCCCAAAUCCAAUGGGUGCAAUGAGAUUCUUUAUGAAUUGUUUGCCCAAAAUAAAAUGUCAAAGCAUUUGUGACUGUGUCGGAAUCUUGAGGAUCCGACACGGGUAUUUGGGUGUAAAUGAAGAGUGCGAGUAAUAUAGUAUUUUUCUAGGGCAACAAUUAAUUGAGUUUUGUAGUCUGGAAGUGCUUGUAAUUUUGGUACAAGAGACAGUGAACUUUUGUCAAAAUGAGAAGUGCCAGUUUUGUUUCUAAA